AUGGCUGAUUCAAAUACUCCCAUUGGAGCAUUUAGCUUUCCAAAAGAAGAAGAAGAAGUUAUUAAAUUAUGGGAUGAUUUAAAUGCUUUUCACAAAACUUUAGAAUUAACUGAAGAUUUACCUCCAUUUGCAUUUUUUGAUGGUCCACCGUUCGCUACUGGUACUCCACAUUAUGGUCAUAUACUAGCUUCUACAGUCAAAGAUAUUAUUCCAAGAUAUGCUACUAUGAAUGGGUUUCAUGUUGAAAGAAGAUUUGGUUGGGAUACUCAUGGUUUACCCGUUGAACAUGAAAUUGAUAAAAAAUUGGGUAUAACUUCAAAAGAAGAUGUUUAUGCAAUGGGUAUUGAUAAAUAUAAUGCUGAAUGUAGAUCAAUUGUUAUGAGAUAUGCUGAUGAAUGGAAACGAACUAUAAAAAGAUUAGGUAGAUGGAUUGAUAUGGAAAAUGAUUAUAAAACUUUAUAUCCUGAAUUUAUGGAAUCUGUUUGGUGGGCUUUUAAAGAAUUAUAUAAAAAAGAUUCAGUUUAUAGAGGUUUAAGAGUUAUGCCUUAUUCAACUGCUUGUACUACACCAUUAUCAAAUUUUGAAGCUCAACAAAAUUAUAAAGAAGUUAAUGAUCCAGCUAUUACAAUUGCAUUUCCUUUGGUAGAUGAUGAAAAUACUGUUUUGGUUGCUUGGACAACUACUCCAUGGACAUUACCUGCAAAUAUUGCUUUAGCAGUCAAUCCAAAAUUUGAAUAUGUUAAAAUUUAUGAUGAAGAAAAGAAGAAACAUUUUAUUUUAUUAGAAAGUUUAAUUGGUACAUUAUAUAAAAAACCAAAAUCAGCUAAAUUUAAAGUUGUUGAAAAAUUAAAAGGUACUGAUUUAGUUGGAUUAAAAUAUAAACCAUUAUUUGAUUAUUUUUAUGAAGAUUUUAAAGAUUAUGGUUUUAAAGUUAUUCCUGGUGAUUAUGUUACAAAUGAUUCAGGUACUGGUAUUGUUCAUCAAGCUCCAUCAUAUGGUGAAGAAGAUUACAAAUGUGCUUCAGAAGCUGGAGUUAUUACUGAAAAAAGACAUCCACCAGAUGUUGUUGAUGAUUCAGGUAAAAUGAGAUCAAAUGUUGAAUUAGUUGCAGGAAUGUAUUUUAAAGAUGCUGAUAAAGUUAUUAUUAAACAUUUAGUUGAUCAAGGUAGAAUAUUAGUUAAUUCUCAAGCUAAACAUAGUUAUCCAUUUUGUUGGAGAUCUGAUACUCCAUUAAUAUAUAGAACAGUUCCUGCAUGGUUUGUUAGAAUUGGUGAAAUUAUACCACAAAUGUUAUCAAAUGUUGAAAAAACAAAUUGGGUUCCAUCAACUAUUAAAGAAAAAAGAUUUAGUAAUUGGAUUGCAAAUGCAAGAGACUGGAAUAUUUCAAGAAAUAGAUAUUGGGGUACACCAAUUCCAUUAUGGGCAAGUGAAGAUUUUGAAGAAAUUAUAUGUGUUGGAUCAAUUGAAGAACUUAAGAAAUUGUCAGGUAGAGAUGAUAUUACCGAUAUUCAUAGAGAAUCUAUUGAUUCAAUUACAAUUCCAUCACAAAAUGGUAAAGGAGAACUUAAAAGAAUUGAAGAAGUUUUCGAUUGUUGGUUUGAAUCAGGUUCAAUGCCUUAUGCAUCAAAACAUUAUCCUUUUGAAAAUGAAUCUAAAUUUUUAAAUGCAUUCCCAGCAAAUUUUAUAUCUGAAGGUUUAGAUCAAACAAGAGGUUGGUUUUAUACUUUAACUGUUUUAGGUACUCAUUUAUUUAAUACAGCACCUUAUCAAAAUGUUAUUGUUUCAGGUAUUGUUUUAGCAGCUGAUGGUAAAAAAAUGUCCAAGAGAUUGAAAAAUUAUCCUGAUCCAAGUUUAGUUUUAGAAAAAUAUGGUGCUGAUGCAUUAAGAUUAUAUUUAAUUAAUUCACCUGUUUUAAGAGCUGAAACUUUAAAAUUUAAAGAAGAAGGUGUUAAAGAAAUUGUUUCAUCAGUUUUAUUACCAUGGUAUAAUUCAUAUAAAUUUUUUAAAGAUGCUGCAAAUAUUUAUAAAAAAGAAAAUGGUAAAGAAUUUGUAUAUAAUAUUGAACUUAGAUCUACUAAUGUUAUGGAUAAAUGGUUAUUAGCAUCAAUUCAAUCAUUAAUUAAAUUUAUUCAUGAAGAAAUGCAAGGUUAUAGAUUAUAUACUGUUGUUCCAAGAUUAUUACAAUUUAUCGACGAUUUAACAAAUUGGUAUAUUAGAUUUAAUCGUAGAAGAAUUAAAGGUUCACCUGAUGGAAUUGAAGAUACUGAAAAGGGAUUGAAUACUUUAUUAGAAGCUUUAAUUAUAUUAUCAAGAGCAAUGGCCCCAUUUACUCCAUAUUUAGCUGAUGGUAUAUAUCAAAGAAUCAAGGAAUACUUUAAUGAAUCAGAAUUAAAAAGAUUUGCAGUUAAUCCAAAACAUAUAGAUUUGAGAUCAGUUCAUUUCUUAUCUUACCCAUCAGUUAGAGAAGAAUUAUUUGAUGAAAAAAUUGAAAUUGCAGUUGGUAGAAUGCAAAAAGUUAUUGAUUUAGGUAGAAAUAUUCGUGAAAAGAAAUUAAUUUCAUUAAAAACACCAUUAAAGGAACUUGUUGUUUUAAAUUCAGAUCCUGAUUAUAUUGCAGAUAUAAAAACUUUAGAAAAUUAUAUAAAAGAAGAAUUAAAUGUUAGAAAUGUAACAAUAACAAAUGAUGAAUCAAAAUAUCAUGUUAAAUAUUCAUGUGUUGCUGAUUGGUCAAUUUUAGGAAAGAAAUUGAAAAAAGAUGCUAAAAAAGUUAAAGAUGCAUUACCUAAAGUAUCAUCAGAAGAAGUUAAAAGUUUUGCUUCUUGUGGUAAAUUGAAUGUUGAUGGUAUAGAAUUAGUUGAAGAAGAUUUAGUUGUUCUUAAAGGUUUAGAUGAUUCAAAAGAUGUCGAAGGUCAAGAAUAUAGAUCAUAUCAAGAUUUAUUAGUCAUAUUAGAUGUUCAAUCACAUCCUGAUUUAAUUUCAGAAGGUUUCGCAAGAGAAUUAAUUAAUAGAAUUCAAAGAUUAAGAAAAAAAGUUGGUUUACAAACUACUGAUGAUGUUGAAGUUGAAUAUAAAUUAAUUAAUGAUACUAUUGAAUUUGAUAAAAUGGUUAACGAUAAUGAAGAAAUUAUAAUUAAAUCAACAAAAUAUCCAGUUAAGAAAUUUAGUGAUGAGUUUGACAAGGAAAAGUUAAUAACUGAAGAAGAACAAACAAUUAAUGACACUGUAUUUAGUUUAAGAUUAUUAAAAUUAGAAUAA
This is a messenger RNA of Insectozyma verbasci, 3255 nucleotides long. The record is from the annotation of a GenBank genome assembly. NCBI's taxonomy places the organism in Eukaryota, Fungi, Ascomycota, Pichiomycetes, Serinales, Debaryomycetaceae.